This is a messenger RNA of Penicillium soppii, 369 nucleotides long. Its product is annotated as ATP synthase subunit H. The coding region runs from base 1 to 369 and encodes 122 amino acids. Gene Ontology annotation, biological process: proton motive force-driven ATP synthesis. NCBI's taxonomy places the organism in Eukaryota, Fungi, Ascomycota, Eurotiomycetes, Eurotiales, Aspergillaceae. The transcript has 3 exons. The record is from RefSeq and is a predicted model, not a curated record.
AUGAUGUCUCAAUCUCUCCGGGCCUCGCGCGCCAUCUUCUCCCGUGCCUCUCGGCAACAGGUCUCGGUCGCUCGCCGCACCUUCCUGACCUCCGCUGUCCGCCAGGCCGACCCCGUCCAGGACCUUUACCUCCGCGAGCUCAAGGCUUUCAAGCCUACUCCCAUCAAGGCCGGUGACGCCGAUGAGCACGUCCAGAAGUUCUCCGCCCCCGCUGCCCCCAAGUCCCCCGAGGAGGCCAACCUUGCCAGCGAACUUUCCGCCUACGAGAGCCAGGAGGUCGAGGUUGAGGGUCAGGCCGCCGCUGGCGAGGCCGCCCCUGUUGAGGAGAGCUGGUUCGAGGAGGACGAGGAGGCUCCCGCCGCCCACUAA